This is a messenger RNA of Pungitius pungitius (ninespine stickleback), 6271 nucleotides long. RefSeq names its product polymerase (DNA directed), alpha 1 (gene pola1). The coding region runs from base 888 to 5312 and encodes 1474 amino acids. The transcript is spliced from 37 exons. NCBI's taxonomy places the organism in Eukaryota, Metazoa, Chordata, Actinopteri, Perciformes, Gasterosteidae. Gene Ontology annotation, molecular function: DNA replication origin binding; chromatin binding; DNA-directed DNA polymerase activity. The record is from RefSeq and is a predicted model, not a curated record. Gene Ontology annotation, biological process: lagging strand elongation; DNA replication; leading strand elongation. Gene Ontology annotation, cellular component: alpha DNA polymerase:primase complex.
UUAACCCUGACCUCGACGGUUAAUAACGCACACAAAUAUAGUAUUUGUCAGUUGACAUACCCCCGGAGUCGCCAAUGUGCCAAAGAGGCGGUAAACCCACCAUACUGUAGGCUAGUGUAAAACAGACUGUGGGGAUGAAGGACAAAACAGGCUUUGUGUUUUCAUUGUUGGACGCACUCUCUCUGUGGCCCCAAUCUGGGACAGAACCCUUUGUGCCCUAUAAAGUCCCGCCUGGUCGCCAUGGAAACGAGCUUCAUUGGGCUACACAUGGGAUGGCUAUUGAUUUACAAAUAGCGGGGGACUAAUGGUGUAAUCCUCCAAUUUGAGGACAAAGAUUUUAUGUUAUCGCCUGUAAAAUGCAGAUAACAUGAACUCACUAGAGCCCGAAACACACUGGGAUUAUAUUGAUGGAAGACGUACCUUUGUAGACCAUCAGGGCGAAUAGCAAAUAUGUUUGGUAUGUGUGCUGUCUAUUGGGUUCACAGUUAUUGGAAGUAUUCAUUUGCAGGGAAAAGUUAGGGUUAAUCUUUGUUGAAAGAGUUUUCAAAUGGCUUUUAAUUAAAUUAAGUAGCCUGGGGAUUUCUUCUUAAUUGUAUCAUAUCUUUUCAACACAUUAUUCAAACUUCUCACAAACUGAAUGUACUUUUCGUGGUCCCAAUCCUUUGGAGCAAAAUAAUAAAGUUGGACAGACACGGCCACCGUGCGGACAGAGUGGACACAGCGCUCUCUUUUAUUGGCUGACAGCGAAUGUGACGUCACUUCCUGCAUACGACUUUCCCCGGGAAUCCGACUUGGCGCGAGGACUUUUCUGUUGUUGUGUUGACCUGCCGCCGUCGUGUUGAGCAGCUGUCACUGAGGCAAACGGUAAAAGGUGAAAAGUCGGAGUCAUGGCUCCGGUAUCAAACCCAGAGAAAGAUGCGGACGGACCGGACGGCGCCGAUGGAGGGGAUCCCUGUGGCCUGGCGAGGUCUCGCUCUAAACGGGAGAAGCGAGAGAAGGUGGGAAGGAAGUCUGCACUGGAGCAGCUUAAAAAAGCCAAAAUGGGGGAGAAGAUCAAAUAUGAGGUGGAAGAGUUUACUAGUGUGUAUGAGGAGGUGGACGAGCAGCAGUACUCCAAGAUGGUACGAGACAGACAAGAUGAUGACUGGAUCAUUGACGACGAUGGAACUGGAUAUGUGGAGGACGGAAGAGAAAUAUUUGACGAUGAUUUGGACGACGAUGUAGUUGAAAGCAAAAAAGGAAAAGGUGCUAAAGGAGCAGACUCAAAGAAAAAUGUGAAGAAGUCUGCUGUAGCCAAGCCCAACACCAUCAAGAGCCUUUUCAUGAACAGUAAUGUUAAGAGGCCGGCCGAGAAAGACGUGGACCUGUCCAAAGAUGACCUUUUAGGGGACAUCUUGCAGGACCUGCACUCUGAGAAACCAAGUCUUCUGACUCCUCCGCCAGUGCUCACUCUCAAGAAAAAGAAGUCUCUCGGUUCACCCAUGAACCCGUUUUCGAUCAAACCUCAGAUGCCAAAGGAGUCACCCUCAGCUUCUGGGUUUAAGGCCAAAGUUAUCAAGCCCCCACCUUCUGACCCAACUCCCAGGUCAUCAGGCCGCCUCCCUGCCCCUACAGCUGCUCCACCUAUAGAGAAGCAGAAGGCAAAAGUGGAGGAGGUGGAUGAAGAGAGAGUUGGCGACUCUCUGGCGUUUGACGGGGUGGACUUUGAUGAGCCGAUGGAGGUCGGGCUGGAGGAGGAGACGCAUGAACUCAAAGAUGAUGCAGAGCCUUCAACGAAAGCAGCAGCAGCUGCAGUUAAAGUGGAGCCCAAAGCAGAGCCUCAGGACCCGGUGUUAUUGUCGGGUAGGAUCGGGAGCUCGUGGGGACAGGAGGAGGACGGUGGAGUGGACGAGGCUCCGGCAGAGAUACAGGUCGACUCCAGCCAACUCCCGCUGGUGGAGCAAGCAGACGGGGAGAAGGUGUUCCGCUUCUACUGGUUGGAUGCCUUCGAAGACCCUUACAGCAAACCUGGUGUGGUGUACUUGUUUGGGAAGGUGUGGAUCGAGGCUGCGAUGUCUCAUGUCAGCUGCUGUGUCACCGUCAAGAACAUUGAGCGGACCUUGUAUCUCCUGCCCCGCGAAUACAAAGUGAACACCAAGAGCGGUGAGGUGACAGACACUCUAGUAGGAAUAAUGGACGUCUACCAGGAGUUUAACGAACUCUCUGAGAAGUUCAGGAUCAUGAAGUUCAAGUCCAAGAAAGUAGAUAAAAGCUACGCUUUUGAAAUUCCAGAUGUGCCCACUCAGUCAGAGUACCUGGAAGUCAGAUAUUCUGCGGACUUCCCUGCCCUCCCUCCCGGCCUUAAGGGGGCGACCUUUUCCCACAUUUUUGGAACCAACACUUCCAGUCUGGAGCACUUUCUCCUCAGCAGGAAGAUUAAAGGCCCUUGCUGGCUGGACAUCAAGGCACCUCAGCUGAUCAGCCAGCCGGUCAGCUGGAGUAAAGUGGAGGCCCUCGCCCUGAGGAGUGACAUGGUCACUGUGGUCAGAGACCUGCCCCCUCCGCCUAUUACCGUCAUGUCCAUCAGCCUCAAGACCAUCCAGAACCCAAAGACGCACCACAAUGAGAUUGUGUCCCUGGCUGCACUCGUCCACCACGGGUUCCACAUGGACAAAGCGCCGCCUCAACCUCCGUACCAGACCCACUUUUGUGUGGUCAGCAAACCGGCGGACUGCAUCUUCCCCUACGACUUCAAAGAGGCUGUGAGGAAGAGGAACGGUAAAGUGGAGAUUGCUUCGACAGAGCGCACUCUGCUCGGCUUCUUCCUGGCCAAGAUGCAUAAAAUCGACCCCGACGUGCUGGUGGGUCACGACAUCUUUGGUUUUGACCUGGAGGUGAUUCUGCAGAGGAUCAACGUAUGCAAGGUUCCCCACUGGUCUAAGAUUGGUCGCCUCAGAAGAGCCACUAUGCCCAAACUAGGGGGUCGCGGCUCCUUUGCGGAGAAGAGCGCAACAUGCGGCCGCCUGGUGUGCGACGUGGAGAUCUCCGCCAAGGAGCUCAUUCGCUGUAAAAGCUACAGCCUGACUGAACUGGCCAGUCAGGUGUUGAAGGCGGAGAGAGCCACAGUCCCUCAGGAGAACAUCAAGAAUCUCUACAGUGACUCUCCUCACCUGCUGUACCUGCUGGAGUUGACGUGGACGGACGCCAAGCUGAUCCUCCAGAUGAUGUGUGAGCUCAACGUGCUGCCGCUGGCCCUGCAGAUCACCAACAUCGCUGGCAACGUCAUGUCUCGUACCCUGAUGGGCGGUCGCUCUGAGAGGAACGAGUUCCUGUUGCUUCACGCCUUCCACGACAAAGACUACAUCGUCCCAGACAAGCCCUCCUUCAAAAAGACCCAGAUGGAGACGGUCGAGGGCGAAGACGAGGUGGAUGCAGGGACAGGCAAGCGGAAGAAGAAGGCGGCCUACGCUGGCGGUCUGGUGCUGGAUCCUAAAGUUGGUUUCUACGACAAGUUUGUGCUCCUGCUCGACUUCAACAGUCUGUAUCCAUCAAUCAUCCAAGAGUUCAACAUCUGCUUCACCACCGUCCAAAGGGAGGCCCAAAGCACGCAGAAGAAGAAAGAGGGUGAUGGCUUGGAGGAGAUCCCCGAAAUUCCAGAUACAAACCUGGAGAUGGGAAUCUUGCCUAAAGAAAUCAGGAAGCUGGUUGAGCGGCGAAAACAGGUCAAACAGCUGAUGAAGCAGCACGACGUCAACACAGACCUCUACCUGCAGUAUGAUAUCCGUCAGAAGGCCCUGAAGCUGACUGCCAACAGUAUGUACGGCUGCCUGGGAUUCAGCUACAGCCGCUUCUACGCCAAGCCGCUCGCCGCGCUGGUCACACACAAAGGCAGAGAGAUUCUCAUGCACACCAAAGAAAUGGUUCAGAAGAUGAAUCUGGAGGUCAUCUAUGGAGAUACCGACUCCAUUAUGAUCAACACCAACAGCAGGUCUCUGGAGGAAGUCUACAAACUGGGCAACAAGGUGAAGGCCGAAGUGAACAAGCUCUACAAACUGCUGGAGAUCGACAUCGACGGCGUUUUUAAGUCGCUUUUGCUCUUGAAGAAGAAGAAGUACGCCGCCUUGGUGGUGGAGAACCACGGCGAAGGAAGAUACAGCGUCAAGCAGGAGCUCAAGGGCCUGGACAUUGUCCGCAGGGAUUGGUGCGACCUGGCCAAGGAAUGUGGAAACUACGUCAUCGGUCAAAUCCUGUCGGACCAGAGCCGCGACGUCAUCGUGGAGAACAUCCAGAAAUACCUGGUGGAGGAGGGCGAGAAAGUGGCAGCAGGAACGAUUCCGCUUAACCAGUUUGAGAUAAACAAGGCUCUGACGAAAGACCCCCAGGACUACCCCGAUAAGAAGAGCCUCCCUCACGUCCACGUGGCUCUGUGGAUCAACUCCCAGGGCGGUCGGCGGGUCAAAUCCGGAGACACCGUGUCCUACAUCAUCUGCAAGGACGGCUCCACGCUGGCAGCCAGUCAGAGGGCCUACGCACUGGAGCAGCUCCAGAAGCAGGAGGGCCUCAGCGUGGACACCCAGUACUACCUCGCCCAGCAGGUCCACCCCGUGGUGUCUCGCAUCUGUGACCCCAUCGAGGGCAUCGACAGCGUGCUCAUCGCCACGUGGCUGGGUUUGGACCCGAGUCACUUCCGGGCUCACCAGCAGUACCAGAGGGAGGAAGAGGCAGAUGGCAUGCUGGGGGCUCCGGUCCAGCUGACCGACGAAGAGCGCUACAAAGACUGUGAGAGGUUCACAUUCACCUGCCCUCAGUGUGGCACUGACAACGUCUAUGACAGCGUCUUCGAAGGAGCCGGAUUGAAGCUAGAGCCCAGCUUGAUGCGAUGCUGUCACGUCCCCUGUGGGAGUCAACCCAUCGACUACGGCGUCAACAUCAGCAACAAACUGCUUCAGGACGUCCGGCGUCAUGUCAGAAAAUACUACUCUGGCUGGUUGGUGUGUGAGGACCCGGCCUGCCAGAACAGAACCAGACGUCUGCCCAUUGCCUUCUCGCGCCACGGGCCCAUCUGCCCCGCCUGCACCAGGGCCACCCUCAGACCCGAGUACUCCGAGAAGGCCCUCUACCACCAGCUCUGCUUCUACAGGUUCAUCUUCGACUGGGACCAAGCAGCUGCCAAACUGCCAACAACUGAUGAGAAAAAUCGCGUAAAGCUGUGGAACAAAGACAAAGACGUGUAUCGGAGGCUGAAGGAAGUGCCGGACAAAGCCUUGGCCACCAGCGGCUACUCGGAGAUCAACCUGGCGAAGCUCUUCCAGGCGUUCUCCUCCCUCAAAUAAAACCACGCGCGUCCGUAGCGACGACGCCUGCAGAGAAGCUCCGGCGUCGGACUCAAAGCGGCACAUUUGCCUGUUCAUCUACAUCUGUCUGCACUGUUCUAGUUUGUUGUUUUUUUACAGAUACUCUAGCUGGGUUGAGUAUUUUAGGCUUGGACCUCUCCCAAACCCUGACAUCAUCUUCUCUGAACCUAAUGGGCUUGUUAUUUGACUCAAAACCCAAUCACGCCGUUCCCCCUCUCCAGUUUCUUCAUAUAGGCACAGAUGACGUGACCCCAUCACAAUGGCUCUGUAUAGUAAAGGGGAGUAGCAAUCAUACCUAAAUGACAGUCCAGUGUGUGUGUGUGUGUGUGUGUGUGUGUGUGUGUGUGUGUGUGUGUGUGUGUGUGUGUGUGUGUGUGUGUGUGUGUGUGUGUGUGUGUGUGUGUGUGUGUGUGUGUGUGUGUGUGUGUGAAAAUGACUUUUCCUCAGAAAAGCCAGUUUACUCCAAAAGCUGCUAAUUAGCCAAUGAUAGUGACCCGGCCACUAAGACCACUGGAUGCCUGCAGCGAUCGGACACUUGUUCUGAUUACCACCAUUCAGCCUGAGUGUGUGUUCACGUCUGUGUGUGUGUGUGUGUGUGUGUGUGUGUGCGUGUGUGUGUGGCAGAUCGGAGGAUGAAAGAAAGAAGUGAGGAGGAUGCGAGGGGUGACGAGGUGAGCGAGGCCACACGCGCUGCUCUCUCUCUCUUUUGUCUCCGUAUCGAACAGCUGAUCUCCUUCUCCUCCACUGCCUCUGUUUAACUGAUACCAUUUCAUUCCUUUUCUUCUAUGUUCUGUGUGUGUUUUUAAUGCCUGUAAUUUCCUACGUAUCUGGCUUGUAUUUCUCAAGUUGAUGCGUUGUAAAGAUUUCUUUUUUGUUGUUGUUGUAAUGACCAGAGUAUUUUGUAAUUGGCAUUUUGAUAUUGAUGAUGUUUUUUUCUA